Monodelphis domestica (gray short-tailed opossum) is the source of this 1711-nucleotide messenger RNA. It is a transcript of the gene NEUROG1, whose product is annotated as neurogenin 1. Gene Ontology annotation, cellular component: nucleus. Gene Ontology annotation, biological process: forebrain development; sensory organ development; axon development. The record is from RefSeq and is a predicted model, not a curated record. Gene Ontology annotation, molecular function: DNA-binding transcription factor activity, RNA polymerase II-specific; protein dimerization activity; E-box binding. Lineage: Eukaryota; Metazoa; Chordata; Mammalia; Didelphimorphia; Didelphidae.
GGGCACCUAUUGUUUUUCAGGGUAUAUAAGGUGUCCUGAGGCCAGUCGUGUGCCACACUCGGUGCUCACACGAGCUGAUCACUGGCAAGAUAGCAGCGGAGACAAGGCGGUCGCGUGGCCCCUCUUAGGCGGCCGGGCUCGGAAGUUUCCGGGAACUUUCAAUUUCCUCCCCGUCUAGGGAAUUUCGCUUAGGGGGAGGGGUCGAGCCAGGACUCCGAGCUCGGAAAGAAUGGCCUCUCUCGUGGACAGCAACCUCUCUGACUUCGAGAAUAGCAGCGACCUGUCAUGCUUUCUUACAGACGAGGAGGACAGCAGCGGGCUACUGCAGGCUGCCUCCUCUGGGCAGCACUCGGAGCAGCACCGCAGAGAAGAGCGGAGGGAGGACGAGGAAGAAGAGGAGAAGGAGCGCAAGAGAAGGAGAGGCCGUGGCCGGGUAAGGAGCGAGGCGUUGCUUCAUACCAUACGCAAGACCCGGCGGGUAAAGGCCAACGAUCGCGAACGCAACCGGAUGCACAACCUGAAUGCGGCCUUGGACGAACUGCGAAGUGUAUUGCCCACCUUCCCAGACGACACCAAGCUCACCAAGAUCGAGACCCUGCGCUUCGCUUACAACUACAUCUGGGCCCUUGCAGAGACCCUGCGUCUUGCUGACCAGUGCUUGCAAGGGCCCCCCAAGGAGCUGCUUCUGCCUGCCUACCUUCAUCCUGCCGACUCUCCCAGCUCCGCCAGCGAUGGAGAAUCGUGGAUCUCCAGCGCUUCUCCAGCUGCAGCCUCCUCCUCCUCUUCAUUCUCCCCACCUUCUUCCUGUUGCUCCUCAUCCCCUCUCUCCAACCCCAGCAGCCCUGCAGCCUCAGAAGACUUUGGCUACGGGAACCCUGACCCCCUCUUCUUCCCUGGCCUGCCCAAAGACUUAGUCCACGUUGCUCCCUGUUUCGUGCCCUAUCGCUAGCUAGGCCUGUGGUGCGCCCACACACAGGCUUCGCUCUGACACAUGCGGGCACAUCACUAGUGACCUCGGGGAGGUCCCCCAAGCUGUAAGGGGAAGGAAAGGGCAGAAGCAGAUAUGGGUGUAUUGUGUUGGGAGGAGUGCAGCUUAGAGAUCGGGUCUUCUGCCUGCUCAGCUGUCCUGGGAGUAGCUUGGUUUGGGGUUAGCCCUCCGGGCUUUAAGUCACCUCAUCCUCUCCAAACCCCUAGCGGAGUCCUUCACAUUGCGUCCUUCCCUUUUGCACUUUGUGAACUCCCCCAAGACUCCCUCCUUUGUGGCGCCUUUGAGCUGAGCCCCCACUGCCGGGGGAGUUAGCAAAGGGGCAGGUCAGCUGCUGAAGACGAGGUGAAAAGUCAAUUUUACAAUUUGUAGAACUCUAAUGAAGAAAAACGAGCAUGAAAAUUUGGUUUGAACGGGCUGACAAUACAAUGAAAAGGCUUAAAAAGGAGAGACAAGGAGUGGGCUUCAUGCAUUAUGGAUCGUGACCUCCAGCACCGUCGUAGUGCUAUAGAGAAGGGCUCAGCGCUGCAGACCCGGGCUAUUCAGCCUCGGAGCUCCAUAGGAGUUUAAUUUAUUCAAGAUGUUUCAUUCAUAUGAAAAUGUAUUUUUGUACAUAAAGAGUUUAUUCUAUUAUUAUGUAUAUGAUCUGAAAGUUUACACUUUCUGUAUUUCAGGUGUUCUGUGUAAAUAAAAAGUUUUUGUUUUUCUAACGUUUACGAUUUUUGA